AUUCUGCGCAUGCUCGAUCUUUUCCAGCGAGAAGCGGCCAUGAGUAUGCUCAGGCUUCAAAAGAGACUGGCCUCCAGCGUUUUGCGCUGCGGCAAGAAGAAGGUAUGGCUGGAUCCCAAUGAAACAAAUGAAAUUGCCAAUGCUAAUUCCCGCCAACAGAUCAGAAAAUUAGUUAAAGAUGGUUUGAUUAUCCGCAAGCCUGUGACGGUACACUCGCGUGCUCGAUGCAGGAAGAACACCCUUGCGCGCAGGAAGGGCCGGCACAUGGGCAUUGGUAAGAGAAAGGGUACAGCUAAUGCCCGCAUGCCAGAGAAACUGGCCUGGAUGAGGAGAAUGAGAAUUCUGAGGCGUCUGCUUCGCAGAUACAGGGAGUCUAAGAAGAUCGAUCGCCACAUGUACCACAGCCUGUAUCUGAAGGUGAAGGGUAAUGUGUUCAAGAAUAAACGUAUCUUAAUGGAGCACAUCCACAAACUGAAGGCAGACAAGGCUCGCAAGAAGCUACUAGCUGACCAGGCUGAAGCUCGCAGAACCAGGACCAAGGAAGCUCGUAAGCGACGUGAAGAACGUCUGCAGGCCAAGAAGGAAGAGAUCAUUAAGACUCUCUCCAAGGAAGAAGAGUCUAAAAAAUAAACUCUUUCUCUCUUGUACAGACUUGCAAACUAAUUAAAAAUUGCUCGUUA
This is a messenger RNA of Carcharodon carcharias (great white shark), 680 nucleotides long. It is a transcript of the gene rpl19, whose product is annotated as ribosomal protein L19. NCBI's taxonomy places the organism in Eukaryota, Metazoa, Chordata, Chondrichthyes, Lamniformes, Lamnidae. Bases 10 to 630 code for a protein of 206 amino acids. The transcript has 6 exons. Gene Ontology annotation, molecular function: RNA binding; structural constituent of ribosome. Gene Ontology annotation, cellular component: cytosolic large ribosomal subunit; ribosome. The record is from RefSeq and is a predicted model, not a curated record. Gene Ontology annotation, biological process: translation.